Blepharisma stoltei is the source of this 3386-nucleotide messenger RNA. The record is from the annotation of a GenBank genome assembly. Lineage: Eukaryota; Ciliophora; Heterotrichea; Heterotrichida; Blepharismidae.
AUGCAAAGCUCAAAGCCUCUUGACUUAAUUCGAAUGGGGUGCAUAUCUGACGAAGAAUAUGAAAGGGCAGCACCUCAACUCGCAGACAUAAUAAAAACAGCACAGAUGGCGGUUUGUCGUGAUGUUAUUUCUCUAAUCAAAAAAAUCAUUAAAGAUAAGCAUGCUGCUCCUCCAGCCAAGCUUCGGGCUUUAAAGCUAUUUCAUGCCUGUAUGAUGGUAGCCAAUACACAUUUUUUAAUAUUUGCCCAGAAAAAAGUAAUGAGUAGGUUUACCAUACUCGCAAAACACCGAAAACAAAUUCAUGAGGAUAAUCGAGGAGAUGACAUGUUUGGAUCUGUAAGUGGGGCAUCUGAUGAAAACAGAGAAGCUUCUAGAGAAUUCUUGAUAUGUCUGCUGCAAUAUAUUCAAACUUGAGCACAGAGAUUUGGAAAAGCACCUGACGGGAAAUCAAGUGCAUAUUAUAAUGCUUACACGACACUGACCAAAGAAAAUGUUACCUUCCCGAAAAGAAGCUCCAGGUCUAAAACAAGUUCAGAAAAUCAUCAAAGGCCGCUGUCGGCAACACCAAAACAGAAUAACCAUAUGAUGUAUGAAGGAAACUCACCAGGAAGUCUGGGUUGCAAGCCUAAGUCUUAAUCUUAAUUUUAAUCUUGCAGAUAGGCAGGCUGGCAAGCCAUAUUGCCGAUGCAGCCUCCAAGGAUCAUGAAUGGUUGAAGUGAUUUGAUAGACAAAUUUGCUCACAUUACUUCUUCAGCCUCGGCGCUAUUAAAAACACAAGUAUCACUUGCUGUUCCUUUCAUUGUAGUAUACAGAAUUGGGUAAGCAGACUAUAAACUUCUACGGUUCUAAAUGGGCCGAAGGACAGUACUUUACCUUAGAAUCAAAUAAAUGCUGGGUGCAUUUCCUAAUAGCAACAGGAAAAAGACUUCAUCUUAUGGGUCAGGGUUAAGCCUUGGUUUCUUUGAGAGAAUGACUUGGCGUCUGAUGGAUAUCGAAAACACUCCAUUUUUAACUAUAGAAGCUAAACCAAAAUCUACCCAGAUAAACAUAACCUCCAAUCAGCACGGAUCUCACCUAAUUUCUCGCGUGAUUUGCCUUGGCCAUAGAUUGAGAUAAUUAUGUCAAGAGGUAGGGUGUGAUUUUAUACAUAUGUAUAGUUUGCAAGCCAUACAAUAAAAAAUACAGGAGGAAGCUUGCAGGUAAGAGCCGAGUCAACUAUAAGCCUUUAUAAUGAUUUGAAAUCAUCAGGAGGAGACAGAGAGAUGAUAAGUGAGUGCUUUUUACAGCUAAAGCAACUAAAAAAGGAAAUUGAAAGAGAGCUGGAGAACUCUGAUAAUCCAGAAAAUAUUGGAAGCUUGCUUGACAUAAAUGACAGGCUGCAGAUGAUUACUGACACUGAGCAAAAUUUUGCGCAAGAUUACUCGAUGGAUAGGAAAAAAUAUGAUUCCGCUCCCUCUAUACAGCCACUUCAACCCAUCCGAAAACAAGAGCCUAAUAAUAUAUGCUCUUUUGUUUGGACUGAAUAAUAUUUCUAGAUAAAAUAGUUUUCAUUUAAAAAAUAGCACUGAACAUUAUAAGCAUAUUAGAUCUGGAUUUAUUUGGAAGCCCUCCAACAAUUCCAUCAUCUCAAUCCCCCUCAUUUUCCAGCAUGAACUAUGCAACCUACAAUCCUCGUCUACAAAUGAUGCCAUCUCCUGACCCUUACUCUCAGGACUAUCCAGCUCUUUCGCCUACUCUUGCGAAAGCCACUGACUCAGAUACUUUGAGAUUACUCAAACAAGAAAACGAGACACUUAAAAAAAGAAUUAACAGCAGACAAGAUGAUGACAUAAACCAAGCCAACCAAUUGAAUUUGCUCAUGACUGAAAAUAUGCAGUUAAAGCAGGCUUUCGAAGCUGUAAAGCAGCAAAUGUUUAUGCAAGAAGAAAAUCUGAGAAAUUUAACUGCAGCCGGAGCACAAAUAAAUGCAUCUCUUAUAGAAGCGAACCAAAGUAUAGAGAAAUUGACAAAAUUGCUAGAAAUUAAAGAAAAUGAACUCCAAAGCUUGAGGCAAGGAGGUCAAAAGCAAAAUGGUUAUCAAGCAAGUAUAUCACAGCAGUCACUUCCAAUGAAUCCUAAUUUAUUAGAUGUAAAAGUGCCUCCAAAGCGUGGGCCAGAAUCCCAAAAUUCGUCCCUGAAUCCUUUUGAUAGUGAUUCUUCACUCACCCCCUUUAAAUUGGAACAAAUUAAGAUAAAUUUCCUUUAAAACCAUUUUAAAUUGGAACAAAUUUCUUUUUAAAUAGGAAAAUUUAAAGGUGAAAAAUACAAUUUUUAAUGGACUUACACUAUCUAGAACGGGCUUUUUUGUUGGCACUAUCAAAAAAAGCCACGCUCUAGAUAGUGUAAGUCACUAUAUAAAGCUAGUUUUUGAACUAAUUUAAAUGGAAAAAGUGCAAGUAGAAUAUUAUUAAUUAACCAUUUUCACACAGAAUCGGUUAAUUUUUAUAAAAAUAAAUUAAAAUUCAAAAACAUUUCAUUCAUUCUAUAUUCAUUUAACUUCUCAGAAUUUUAAUAAUUUUUUUUAAAAAAAAAUAAACCCCCUUAAAUUGGAACAAGAUGUUUGUUUCCAAUUUAAAAGGAGGAAGUCAAAUGAUAUUCCUGCUCAGCCCCACAAUUUUCCAAUUCAAAAUGCUUUAUUUUAUCGAAUCUGCAACACUAUGGACAGAGGAAUUCUUUAUGACGAUGAGUCAUUUCAAGUAGGUAUCCAAAUUGUUCUAAAUGAAUCUGAAAUUAUGGGGAUGAUUUAUAUAGGAAACAAAACCCCAGUUCCUGUCACAGAAAUAAACACAGAAGUAACCAGUUAUGAUAAAGAAGGACUUAUUGUCCUCAUAAGCCCAAUUAUUUCAACUGACACAAUCACACAAGGCGCACAAGCCAAUCGCAUGCUUAAAGUUUCUCUCAAAGAUUUCACAGGCAAAAUUCCCAAAAUAAUCAUAAAAAUCAAGCAAGGCUCUGAUAAUAAAACUUUAUUUUUAAAUUUGCCUAUCACAAUAGCUAGAUUUUUACAAGGAAUUCAAAGGCCACCUGAAGAGUUUUGGUCUAUAUGAGAAAGACUUGCGUUUAAAGAGGAGAAAUUUUCAUGCCAAAUGCAAGGGAUUCGAUCAAUGCAAGAGCUAACGCAGCACUUAUCGCUUGCUGGAGCAUUCAAAAUAUACAGUUCACAAGAAAUCCCUCAGCUUUCUCAAAUCCAACUGUUCGGCGCAGGGCAAAAAGGAGCUGCUGUAUUUUUCCUCUGUACAAUAGACCCUCAAACAAUGUCAGCCCAGCUCUCAGUUCGCAGUGAAAACUUAAAACUGCGUGAGUCCUUACUCGAAGUAAUUUCAGCACAGAUAUCAGGUAAAGAAUAA